UAUUUAUUUAUUUAUUUAUUUAUUUAUGCAUGUAUGCUGAAACCAAAAUUAUAAAGAAAAUUAUUUAUCCAAAACCAGAUCAUUUCAAUUUGGUCAUAGAAUUUGGAUAAAUGUGUAGCCCUUUUUACAUCUGCUAUUAAGAAGGAUUUAUGUGUAUUUUGUCAUAUAUGGAUGACAUUAUAUUCAGAUGUAAAGCUUGUCCACUUCAAACAAGCAUUUGUCUCUAUAGUGUAAUAGUGUAAAUGCUCAUGAAUAGUUAAAUGUGUUCAAAACAGCCACAAAAAAAAGCAUACUGACCUAAUUCUCAAACUGUAUAAUUUCUGAAAUGGCACAGCCAGAUGGAAUUGGAACUUUGCCAUUUAAAAUUGCUAUGUUGCUUCCAUAUUAUGGAGCUAUUACAGGAGAUCCUUAUUCUUUCACAAACCCACACAGUACAGUUACAGUUUUGCUGGUAUCAGUGCAGAAAUGGAAUCUGCAGCUCUCUGUAUUGUUAUCCAUUAACUCCUUUUCAUUUAAAUGUCAAUUAUGCAAGCUUACUUCACAAUAACAGAUCAAAAGAUUGUAAAAAAAGGUCAUCCAUGCAUAUGGUCAUUAACUCUUCCCUCAAGAUAUCUGGAAAGUUGUUGAAUGCUACAUGUUGUAACUUAGAGUAACAAUGCUGUGUGCACAAAUCAGCUUUUAUGUUUGGCAGAUUGGCUAAAUGUGUUCAGAAAUCCCAGUGCAUCUCCAAUGAUUCAUAUUAAUGUUGUUAUGAAUAGUAGCAAUUAUUUAACCAUUAUUUCUGUUUUAUUCAAAUCAUAGCAUGGCAUAAAACAGCUAUACACUGUCAUUUCCCACAUAACGUCCCACUCAAGUCAACGUCGGAGUAAAUUUUGGUGACAUUUGGCCAAACUGGAGGAACAACUGUGACAUUUGUGUGAAGGAGGUAUUGUGUUGAAAACACAUUACAUCCAAUGAACCAACAAGAGGAAACAUUUCCAGGUCAUGAUGGUCAUGUUCAGGCUCGCAUUUUAGAACAUGCCUGAAAAACCUGGAAAAGCAAUGUUUCGGGAUGCACAUACUGUGAAUUUGAGAGUAAACCAUAUUGGAAAUGCUUACCAAUGCUGAUUUACCGAAUGCUGAUAUAAAAGUCUGCCAUAUUUCAAAAGUAUGUGCAUUUUAUAAAUAGCAAUUCAAAUUUGGAUGUGUGAUUUAGAUGUUUUGACUUUGCAAUGUCUUUAAUAAACUAAAGAACAAAAAUAGCUCACAAUAGUCUUACUCAUGGGGUUAUGUUCUUAUGUGAGACCUAUAUGUGUAUUUGCGUGUCGAUAGUUUUGUGUCAGUUACAUUCAUUUUUGGUCUGAGAUGUCUAGAUUUACACAAAUGCCAAUAGUGAUACAUUUCUUUUUAAAAAUGUGGGACAAAAACCAUGGUUUAGACGAUCAUGCAUCAUAACUCCAUUCAAAAUAAAGUGGAUAAUUGCACCAUCACAUGUAGCGUGUUGUUUUCUUUCAAUGAAAAUAUAUUAAACACAAACUGCUGCAGAAAUGUUUUCUUCUCUGCUUGAUUUGGGAGUUUCACAAAUUCUGCCAUUUAGAGAGCCCGACGUGAAGAGAGUGGGUGAAUGAGACAGUGCAGCUUCAGAUGAGAAGAAUGGAGGGAAUGUAAGUCUAGUACCCACCAUUUCCUGACACACUCGUCCCCCUUCAUUCCCUCGCUUCUCUCUGCUAGUAAACAGACCGCAGGAUCACAGGUCAGUAAUAUAUUUUUGCAGAAUUUAAUGCAUUUACUGUAUGCCACUGAUAGAAUCAAAUACUCGAUCUACAGUGGACGUUUUGGCUUUAAAAUAGAUUUUGUAAUUUGUGUUGCAUGCUCAAACAUUUUCAUGACACUUUAUAGGCUGCAUCUUAACCUGCAAUGAACCCAAGGGAGUCUAAUUCAACUGUAAAUGCCUUACCUACAGGAUCUCCACUAGCCUCUUUGUCCUCAGCGACACUUUCUCCAUGUCUUGGUUCCCCUUCUCAUCUCUCACCCUCUUCUCCCUCUCAUCCCUCACCUUCAUCCACUUCUCCGUCUCGUCUCAGUCCAUCCUCUCAAUAUAUUUCUUCUUACUCUCCUGUUCGUUUGUCUCCAUGUCCCACAUGUGACUCACCCACUAGAGUCUCCCCCAGUCCUGCACCUCUCUCGCCAUCGAUCGUCUUAAAAAAGCCCAUCCACAUCCCUCCCUUCAGCCUGGAUAAUCAGAACCAGUUACAUUCUUCUUCGAGCAGCAUUAUCAGUACAGUGGAUACAUCCCUGGACUCACCACCACUAAAGUCAGUCAAAGCUAUUCCUUAUUUAGAAACCAUAAAGAAACCAUUACAAUCUGCUGAUAUGUGUGUGAAAACAUGGCCAAGAAGCAGCAAAAUAUCCAGAUUUAUGCCCGUUUCAUCAACUGAAAGAAGCGUCAAAUCAAUCCCCAUUACCAAUACAACAAAACCAAGAAAACAAUGUGGCCAACAGCGAGAUUCAUUCAGACCUCAACAGCCUGAAAAACUACAGCAAAAUUAUAACAUCUGCUCCAGGGGAGAGACAACAUUUGAAAGCUUAAGCCCUAAAAACCUUAGGCAUGUUGAAAAAAGUGCAAACAUAGGACAAAAUGUUGCUAGCUACCAAAAGAAACGCCAAUCCCAGGACCCAACUCUAGUCCGAAUCCGGCUUGGAUUGAUUAAAACAGGGAGGAUUAUAAACUCCGGUGCCCAGUUUUCUAAUCUGGAAAAGAUCAAGGGAAGCGGUGAAGAGAACAAACUGAAAAAUCAAAGCAAUGGACAUCCUGCUGGUUUGGAAAAGCCAGUUCAUCCAAAGAUAAUGCUAGGGGAGGCCAAGCAGAAAAUAAGACCUACUAUGAUAUGUCAGAAAGCGCAAAACCACCCACAAGCCUCAGCUGAAAGAAAAAGCCAACAUUUAAAACAAACAACAAAUCUAAUCUCAUCACCUAAAGCUACCAUAAACCAAAGGGAUAUUUUUCAAGAACCGUACUAUCAACGUUUUCCGAAGGAAUGCAAUGAACUGGUUUCAAAAAGCUCAUCAACAAGGCAAAAUAUAGAUUCAGAGGACUGUAACACCACAAAUGAUAGCUCUAAUGAAAGCAAUAUGAUAAUCAACACCUCUCAAUGCAGUCCAAGCAGUGUCAUUGACAACCAAAAGCCUGAAUCUGAGAUUAGGUCUCAGUCUGCAACUUCCGAGACCUCCAUCAACACAUCCCAUUACAAUAAUGCAUCGAAUCAGUGCAGCCGGAUGAACUGCUUCCAUUUCCCUUUGAAGAGUCCCAGAUCAUCCAAUGAAUGCGCUCAACUGAGUCGACUCUGUAAACCUGUGAUCAAAAGAACAUCUGACAGUAGACCUACAUACUUCAAAACUCCUCAGGCAUGGAGAAGAUCUUCCUCAAACCAAACAGGGAACGCAAGCAAACCAUCCCAAAAUAGAUGCAACACUUCAGAUACAGAUUCUUCUAAAUCUUCUUCAAGCGAAGCAACUUUGCGUGAAGAUUACAGAUUUGCAAAGAGAUAUAGAGGUACGCGGUUACACAAAAGUUGUAAUCCAGCUAAAUUUAUUGGAGGGAAACAUGAUGUAGCUGUUCACACAGACAGCCCAACCAUACACACAAACUCUGAAACCCUCAAACCUUCCAUGCAUGAAUUUUUGCCGCAGUGUCUAAUCACUCUGAAUCAACUGCAAGAGUCCAAACACACACUUCAUGCUAAAGACUGUGACAGAUUGGGAGGCAUAAACUGUGCGCAGUUAAGAGAGCAAGAAGGCCCCCCACCAUUACAGCCAUCUGUAGUCCCAGACAUGGGGAGUGGAGCUGACGUCGAGUCCUGUUCUGUAGAAUGUGUGUUUACAGCCUAG
Molecule: messenger RNA, 3867 nt
Organism: Danio rerio (zebrafish)
Lineage: Eukaryota; Metazoa; Chordata; Actinopteri; Cypriniformes; Danionidae
Source: RefSeq, a predicted model, not a curated record